Molecule: messenger RNA, 576 nt
Organism: Spirometra erinaceieuropaei
Lineage: Eukaryota; Metazoa; Platyhelminthes; Cestoda; Diphyllobothriidea; Diphyllobothriidae
Source: the annotation of a GenBank genome assembly
AUGCGCAUCCACGAGAGCGGAGUUGACCGCACUCCCGACACACCCACCACAUCCAACACAUCCACCGUGCACAACCGCACCCUCGCUCCAUCCGUCUGCGCCACCACCACCACCGCCUCCUCUGUAGCUGACACUGACACCGCCGACAUCUCAUGCCCGCACUGUACACGCACAUUCACCUCACGCAUCGGCCUGGUCGGUCACUUCCGAAUCCAUCGCACAGAGACUGGCGAACCAGUGCCUGGAGCACCCACCUAUACCCACCAAGCUCGUCUCAACUGCCCACACUGCCCUCGCACUUUCAGGCAUCGCAUGGGCCUAUUCGGCCACAUGCGCAUCACGACGACCUGCGGUAGACAACCGCCGGUCACACCACACCUUCACUCACUCCCUACCACGUCCACCAACACCACCACCAUCAACCCACCAGAAAUCAACACUCACACACCUCAUGCACCCAACUUCCAGCUCCCACGCAAGUGGGAAGUCCGCAUCUCGACUCGGUCCCCAUGCGGCUUCGGCUGCACGGGUGAAUUGAGUCCGAGACUAUCCCGACACGUCAAGUGUCGUGGAUAG